This is a messenger RNA of Striga asiatica, 333 nucleotides long. NCBI's taxonomy places the organism in Eukaryota, Viridiplantae, Streptophyta, Magnoliopsida, Lamiales, Orobanchaceae. The record is from the annotation of a GenBank genome assembly.
AUGUGUGAUAAUCAAAUUAGUCCCAUUGAGGAAGAGAAAAUAUACUUCAUGCACAACACACCAAAUCUACAGAGUAAGGUAAAAGCCCAAAACCGAAAGCACGACAAAGUCAAGUCCGGUCCCAUCCAAAAGCAUCCAUGCACGAUGCAGCCAGCAUUCAAAUCUAUGGAGAAUAAGGAAAAGGAUCCAGCCUACAUGAAAAUCUCCUCCCCAAUCCUAUUAAACAAGAACGAUGAAGGCAGGAGGCCCUUUGAGCAACGACACAACAGUCAGUCCUGGGUGUCUGAUAGGAGUAAAGGAUCAGAGAAUCAGAUAAUUAAAAAAGGGGAAUGA